Poeciliopsis prolifica (blackstripe livebearer) is the source of this 827-nucleotide messenger RNA. RefSeq names its product cytochrome c oxidase subunit 4 isoform 1, mitochondrial (gene cox4i1). The transcript has 5 exons. Gene Ontology annotation, biological process: mitochondrial electron transport, cytochrome c to oxygen. The record is from RefSeq and is a predicted model, not a curated record. Lineage: Eukaryota; Metazoa; Chordata; Actinopteri; Cyprinodontiformes; Poeciliidae. Bases 47 to 634 code for a protein of 195 amino acids.
UGAAACAUUGUCGUAAAGUGCCUACGUUCGAGUCGAGCUCCAGCUUAUGGCAGAGGAGGCCUUACGUUCUUCCGGUCAAAUAUCCAGUUCUUUUCAGGCGGACAGGAGAAAGGAACGGUGCAGAAUGCUGGCAUCAAGAGCCCUGAGCCUUAUUGGCAAACGAGCCAUUUCUGCAUCUGUCUGUGUCCGUGGAGCACAUGGCGUUGCUAAGGUGGAGGACUACACGCUCCCCCACUACGUUGACAGCAGGGAUACCCCUCUUCCUGAAGUGGCUUAUGUGCAGCAACUUAGUGCACAACAGAGGACUUUGAAGGAGAAGGAGAAGGGCUCCUGGGCUGCUCUCAGUAAUGAGGAGAAGCUUGCACUGUACCGCAUCAGCUUCAAAGAGAGCUUCGCUGAGAUGAACCAGGGAUCACAGGAGUGGAAGACUGCAGUUGGCGGUAUCUUGUUCUUCCUGGGUUUCACUGGCCUGCUUGUUCUUUGGCAGAGGAAAUAUGUGUACGGACCUGUCCCACAUACAUUCGAUCCUUUGUACAAGGAGCAAGAACUGCAAAGGAUGUUGGACAUGAGAAUCAACCCAGUCGAGGGCUUCUCAGCCAAGUGGGACUACGAGAACAAGCAGUGGAAAAAGUGAUGGGUCUCUACAGUUACCUACUGUUCCUACAUCCAGGCAAAUCUAACUUGAGAGAUACAAGAAUAUCUAUAUUUCUGGUUUUAUCAUUUGUUCAAAAUACUGCAAUCUGUGAAUUGUGGAAGACCACUUCCUCCUAAGGUUCCUGUGUAUAAUAAAAUAAAACGUGUUCAACCAAAUAAAACCUCUCCAGUUA